GGACUGUAGCCACUGUGCCUCGGCAGCGGCAGAGCUGACGCACUAAAACCCAGACGGAGAGGGAUAAGGGGAGGGCACAGAGAGAGAGCGGGCGAGAAUCCCCAGUGUCCAUAAGGAUGGGGCAGUGUUUAUUUUGACGUGGCAGACUGGAUUUCAUUACUGGUUAGUGGCUUCAGUUUAGAACAAGGCACUCCCCCACUGCACUCUGGAUGUGAGUGUGUAUUUCUCUCUCUGUCUCUGUCUCUCUGUCUCUGUCUCUUUCUCUCUGUGUGUGUGAGGGAGAAGUGCUUCGUUGCAGCAGGACUCUGCCUUGUACACAGUAGCCAGAAAACCUACCAUAUAUUUCACUUCUUCCUCUGUGCGGUUCUGUGGAUGCGCUCGAUGCGGCUCAAGGUGACUCAGGAUUCCCGAGCCAGCGCCAGGGAGCAUCCGGACUGGAUCCCUAGACCUCCAGGGACAAGUGGGCUGAAGCUUCCUCUCUACCUCCACCUGGAAGUGGAGUUGGACUGCGGAGAGGACUGUAGGAUAGUCGGGAGGAUGUGAGGCCUUGACAGCAGCCGAUAUCCACCACCAGGCCUACUAGUGUCCAGUCCAGCCCUGUGGGGGGGCAAGGGAAUGGGCCCGGUUUCACUGCAGGUGGAGACUGAACAGGAGCAGAAGCCAGAGGGAGAAAUGGAGUGCUACCAUAGCCUUCUGCAGGCUGGCUCUCAGCUGGAGAACACACUGCAGCAAGUGUCAGUCUCUAUGAGUAUGAAGGAGGUGGACGGCUACAUUGAGAAGCAGGUGGCCUACCUGUCAGGGGGGCGUGGUGAGGACUCGAGCGUGAUCGUAACCCUCCCAGAAUACUCUGCUUUCAGCGACAUUCCGGAGGAAUCUUUAGCCAAAGUCUUAACAUACCUCACCCUCAUACCUCGAGCAAGACAGCCAGGUGUAAAAUUCAUCAUCAUUUUAGACAGAAGACUGGAUACAUGGACCUCUAUCAAAACAGCACUUGCCAGAAUUGCGGCCUCCUUCCCUGGGAACCUCCACCUGGUGCUGGUGCUGAGACCCACCAGCUUCUUCCAGCGCACCGUCACAGACCUGGGCUUCCGUUUCAGCCAGGAGGACUUCAUGCUCAAGAUGCCAGUGGUGAUGCUGAGCUCUGUGACAGACCUACUGAGAUACAUUGAUGAGAACCAACUGACCUCUGAGUUUGGUGGAACCCUGGACUACUCCCAUAGUGACUGGAUCGUCCUGAGAACAGCCAUAGAGAGCUUUGCGGUGACAGUUAAGGACAUAGCUCAAAUGCUUCAGGCGUUUGGCACAGAGCUGGCUGAGACCAAACUGCCAGAUGAGGGCACCGCCAUCAUGCGCCUCCUCUCAACCCACACUGACAAGUACAGGAAACUCAAGGAGGCGAUACGGUCAGUAUCAAAGGAGGGUCGUCACCUGCUGGCUAGCCUGGAGGCCUCGGGGAGAGAGGAGGAUUCACUUUGGGAUGUCAGGCUGGACUGGGAGACUGUGCAGAGGCUACUAGCCCAGCUGAGGGGCAUGGAGUCAGCCUUUGACGGCUUCUUUGAGAAGCAUCAUCUAAAACUGCAACAGUACUUACAGCUGCUCAGAUACGAACAUCGCUUCAAGGAGAUGGAGUUGUCUCUGGAGCGUCUGGCGUCCCAGGAGAGAGAGAUGUCAUCGUCAGGGGAGACGCUGACUCAGACAGAGCAGACACUCAGAGACCUGGACAGCCUGGAGGCUCACGCACAGGAGGAGAUGGGACAUGCCCAGAUCAUCAUCCUCCAUGGGCACCAGCUGGCAGCCAGUCACCACUAUGCCAUGGCCCUGAUCGUGCAGCGCGGCAACGAGCUACGUCACCACUGUGACACGCUCAGUAAUGCUCUGAGGGUGAAACGCACACACCUCUCCCAGGCCCACCGGCUGCUGCUACGCCUCGGCCAGGCCCAGAGUUGGUGUGGCGACGGGGCCUACCUGUUGGCCCAGCAGCUGGUGGGUAAGUUCCAGUCGAAGGAGGGUGCCCAGGCAGCUCUGAAGGACAUAGAGAGAUUCCUGGAGGGGGCUCCGUCUCUCCUCGGCUCAGGACCUGACCUCCUGGCCGUGGAGUUUGAGUCUGUCCUCACCCCAGAGAUACAGGUCCAGAUAGGGAAGGCGUUUGAGAAGCACACGGUGGUGCAGGAGAUGAUCCACAACAGGCAGGUCUGUCUGAGGAAGCUGGCUGAUAAACACGUCCGUCCCAUCCAACUAGUGGCCCCCAGGGCGGAGAGCCCGCCCCGCUCCAAGUCCCCACUCUUUUCCCCCAAACAUGGUGUCGACAGUUUGAAGUUCUCCUUCGAUCUGUCACUCCCUGGGAAGAGGACGUCCCGGAAAAGCCCCGCCUCCAGAAAGAUCGAGGUGAUGCAUGACUACCAGGAGAAUAGGAGCUCCCUGCGCUCCAGCCUGGAGGGAGAGGACAGCCCAGACCUUCUCAAACGUCACGUGAUGAGGGAGCUGAUUGAGACAGAGAGGGUCUAUGUGGAGGAGCUGCUGUCAGUGCUGCUGGGUUACAGGGGAGAGAUGGAGAACCCGGCCCUCGCGGGGCUCUUGCCCCCCAUCCUGCGCAGUAAGAGGAACGUCCUGUUUGGCAACAUGCCUGAAAUCUACAACUUCCACAGCAGGGUGUUCCUCCAUGACCUGGAGGGCUGCCUAGAGACCCCAGAGGGAGUAGGGGCCUGUUUCCUGGAGCGGAAGGAGAAUUUCAAGGUGUAUGAGUGCUACUGUCAGAAUAAGCCUCGCUCAGAGUCCCUAUGGAGGCAGUACUCAGACUGUACCUUUUUCCAGGAGUGUCAGAAGAAGCUGGAACACAAACUGGGCCUGGACUCUUACCUUCUGAAACCAGUCCAACGCCUUACCAAGUACCAGCUACUACUGAAGGAGCUACUGAAGUACAGUGCAGGAGGCUGUGAGGGGACCUCCGAGCUACAGGGGGCGCUAGCAGCCAUGCUCCACCUCCUCAAGUCAGUCAAUGACUCCAUGCAUCAGAUAGCCAUCACAGGUUACCAGGGAGAGUUGUGUGACCUGGGCCGUGUGCUGAUGCAGGGCUCCUUCAGUAUGUGGAUCAGCCAUAAGAAAGGCCCCACCCGUAUGAAGGAGCUGGCCCGCUUCAAGCCCACGCAGAGACACCUGUUCCUGUAUGAGAGAGCCCUGCUUUUCUGCAAGCGCAGGGAGGAGCAUGGAGAGGGAGCAGACAAGACCCCCUCCUACAGCUUCAAGCACUGUCUGAAGAUGAGUGCGGUGGGGAUUACGGAGAACGUCAAGGGAGAUGUGAAGAAGUUUGAGAUCUGGUACAGUGGCAGGGAGGAGGUGUACGUCGUUCAGGCUCCCACAGUGGAGGUUAAGACAGCUUGGCUCGGGGAGCUGCGGAGGAUCCUCACCAACCAGCAGAAACUCCUCAAAGAUGAGCGUUGUGUCGACAUCCAGAUGCCAGACCACAUCCGACGGUCUCCGCCCAUGUCUGAGAGCAAACAGCAGAGGGCGUCGUUCAGCUCAGAGGACACGUCAGGGAGGAGCAGUCCAGACCCACAGUCCCUCUCCCCAAAUCACCAGCGCAACCGACACAGCUGGCCCGGCACGCCUCACUCAAUGGACAUCUGUCUGGGUCUGGAGGAGUGGGGUGGAGGUCAGGACCCCUCUCACCCGUCAGACACCGAGGAGGAGGACACUGCUCAGCUGGCUCCAGGCAGAUAUAAGGCCUUGGCUGAAUGUCCACGAGACGGCUCAGAUGACCUCGCCAUCGAGAGCGGUGACGUCAUCCAGCUGCAGCACGUGGACAGCGAAGGCCACUGAUCCAGGGAAUCUGAAGGCCAGAAAGCUCAGCUCCUCUUAGAGGACAAAUGCUGCCUUCAAGUGCUUGUGGGAACUGGGAAACUUUACAGUAUGAAGUCGUAACUCUGGAACAAUUCUUGAACCAAUGGCAAGCUAGAGGAUCUAUCUAAUGAUCCAGUUAGUUAGCGUGAUUAAAGUUGACAAUAUGGUAAAACUAGCUACAUUAUACACAUUGAUACGUUUGACAAUGUCAAAAUGGAUUUGCUUUAACAUCUUUUGGUUGAAAAGGUGAAAGGUCAGUGAUGAAAAGUCACAACUUGGAAACUCUGGUAUCAAACCCGAUCACCGACUUUCCCAUUUGGAAUUCCGACUUGGGAGGGUCAUUCAAGUGGUAAUUUCCUACUACAGAGGAGCAUUUGAAGGCAGCAAUAGAACAGCUUUUGUGGGACCUUUGCACAGAUUCACAGUCUGACCAGAGUGUUAUACAUUAGACACUAUGAGGUCAUGACUGAUAGAAUAUCUUAAAAUCUGCUUUCUCGAAGUGCUCUGAUUGGCCAUGAUGAGAGACAACUCUCCAAUUGAAGAAGGACACAGGAGCUUACAUUUUGGAUUAUUGAUUAACAUUUUUCUGGGCCAAUAACAUGAAGACCUGCUUUUGCCCACCGUGAUGGACAGUGGACAAACUUAAUGAAUGUUACCUUAACUUUGGACAGCACAGGGCUCCACCAGCACACAUGCACAAGGUUUUGAGGAAGGACAAGGGACAUGUGAAAAGAUUUGGCACUUAAAGUUAAUUCCCUCACUUCCUCUUCGAACCAGCCAAUGGCCUUUUCCGUUGGGUUGCUGUAGCUGGAUUGGGACCGUUAUACACCCAUGGACUCGGCCUCUCGACUGAGGGAUUCUUAACCAUUAUUGCUAUUCAGUGGGAAUGCAGUUGGUGGGUGUUUGUUUGUGUGUGUGAGUUUUUAUGGAUCAUUAUAAUCCAGGUUUCGCUUGAAACAUUUCUUUAAAAUAUACUUUUUUUUUUACAUUUUUGAUGUGUAUACUUGAAUGUCAAACUGUUGUUUGGUUCCAUGUUCAGUUAUUCUACAUGCUCAUGUUGUUUAGGAAUCCAUGCUGUCUUGUUCCUUAAGGCACCCUUCUCUUACGCUCUCCAAGAGUUGAAAUGCCAGAACGUGCCGUGCCAUAAUGCCUUUUUAUUCCUGCUGUUUUGGAAUCGGUCUCCUCUUCAAUAAAUGUUUGCUCAGCAAUAACAAAACACAGUCUUGCUUCUACCUCACCUCAGACCUAUACACAACUGGCACUUUAUUGGGGUGGAAGGUCUACAAGAGAAAAUGCAUGCUGAAAGAAAACAGAACGCUUUACUAUAUUUUCAAAGGCUCUAUAGAAGUUGAGUUAUCGGUGAAUGCGAUACCUCCUUCAUACCUAUGAUUAACUUACCAUUUUAUUUCCUAAACUCAUUGUCAGUGGAGAUGAGAUCACGGUGAUUGAUAUAAGUGUAUUAAUCAGGUCUUCAGAUGUGACUUUGGAGGUCUGGGGAAGAGCUGCUACCAGCAUGGAGCCAGCAAAUAGAGACUGCUGUAAUUCUCCCCAGGAUUUCAUGCUCUCUGUCUCCCUCAGCCCUCUUUGAGAGAGUUCCUCUCCUCCUCCAUCGCCUCACACUUAAUCUUAGGUUUCCCAUUAAACGGGAUCAUACAGCAAACAUGAAAUAUACCCACUGUGUCGAACGCUUAAUUAAAUAUUGAUUGCGGACUUAUAGGAAUUUACCACGUCAAGUCGGAGGCCUGCCUUUGAUAUGCUGCGUUUGAUGUGGAAAUUAGCUUGGAAAGCAGCACGUUUCUUGUGUUAUUUAUUUAAGUUCCGUUGCUGUGUGAGGCAGCUAUGCAUCACCGUGAAAUGAUGUCUAUAUACCCUUAGAGUCCUGUUUGACUGCCAUGCAUUGUGUCAAGGGGGUUCUUUCAUCUUAAAAAAAGUAACAUUUUGCCAUAUUUUCUUCUUUUGAGCUACUUCGGUCUAAAAAGCUACACAUUUUGCACUGAGCUGUGAUGUAAAAAAAUAUAUACACUGAACAAAAAUAUAUAUGAGCUGAAAUAAAAGAUCCCAGAAAUUUUCCAUAAGCACAAAUGUUUACAUCCCUGUUAUUGAGCAUUUCUCCUUUGAAAAGAUAAUCCAUCCACCUGACAGGUGUGGCAUAUUUAAGGUGAUUAAACAGCAUGAUCAUUACACAGGUGCACCUUGUGCUGGGGACAAUUAAAGGCCACUCUCAAAUGUGCAGUUUUGUCACAACACAAUUCCACAGAUGUCUCAAGUUUUGAGGGAGCAUGCAAUUGGCAUGCUGACUGCAGGAAUGUCCACCAGAACUGUUGCCAGAGAAUUGAAUAUUCAUUUCUCUACCGUAAGCUGCCUCCAACGUUAGAGAAUUUGUCAGUACGUCCAACUGGCCUCUCAACCACAGAUCACAUGAAUUGGGACUUGUGGGAGAGCGGUUUGCUGAUGUCAAUGUUGUGAGUGGAGUUAUGGUAUAGGCAGCAUAACCUACGGACCACAAACACAAUUGCAUUUUAUCGAUGGCCAUUUGAAUGCUCAGAAAUACCGCAAUGAGAUCCUGAGGCCCAUUGUGAGGCCCAUUUUUUUUAAUGUAUCUGUGACCAACAGUUGCAUAUCUGUAUUCCCAGUCAUGUGAAAUCCAUAGAUUAGGCCCUAAUAAAUAUAUUAAAAUUGACUGAUUUCCUUAUAUGAACUGUAACUCAGUAAAACCUUGAAAUUGUUGCGUGUUGAAUGUAUUUUUGUUCAGUAUGUGCUUGAAAGUGCUGUGCGUCUUUGAAAAGCGCUGUAAACUUGUUGCUGAAUGUUUCUCAAUAGAGAAAUUGCAUGGCAAACUGAAUAUUGACUGAACAUGGCAGGUUUCAGGUUAUUGUUUUACAGUCACUGUCAUUGUUUGGCUGCAUUUUGUAUAUAGGCCAAAUAAAGUAUUUAUUAAAAUAA
Molecule: messenger RNA, 6780 nt
Organism: Salvelinus fontinalis (brook trout)
Lineage: Eukaryota; Metazoa; Chordata; Actinopteri; Salmoniformes; Salmonidae
Product: proto-oncogene DBL-like
Biological process (GO): dendrite development; intracellular signal transduction
Cellular component (GO): cytoplasm
Molecular function (GO): guanyl-nucleotide exchange factor activity
Source: RefSeq, a predicted model, not a curated record